This is a messenger RNA of Amborella trichopoda, 1405 nucleotides long. RefSeq names its product PLAC8 family protein. NCBI's taxonomy places the organism in Eukaryota, Viridiplantae, Streptophyta, Magnoliopsida, Amborellales, Amborellaceae. The record is from RefSeq and is a predicted model, not a curated record.
AUAAAUUCGCGCCAUAAAUUUCAGACAACUGACACGUGGCAGGCAUUAGGAGCCCAUGGAGGACUAUAAAUAGUUUCGGAUUGCAAGUAUUUUUUCAGCUGGCAUGUUUUUAGCCCAGGAAAACCAGAGACGGCAAUCUAAUUGAAGCAAAAUUCAGCAAGAGAAGGAAGAAGAGUGAUCCUGUCAAGUUGUUUUGACUUGUUAGAGCCAUCUUGCUUCAAAGCAGAGAAGUAUGAAAGAGCAAGAAAGUUAUGUUCCACCACAAUACAUUCCUCUGCAACAAUCUGAUCUUGAUGAUGGCAGUGUUCGAGGAGAUGAAACUGUUUCUUCUAAGUUGCACGAGCCAAACACAACACAAUGGUCAUCAGGAAUCUGUGCAUGCUGUGAUGAUAUACAGAGUUGUUGUAUGGGUUUCAUGUGUCCAUGUUACGUGUUUGGAAAGAAUGCAGAAUUUUUGGGCUCUGGAAGCUGGAUAGGGCCAUGCAUGAUCCAUUUUGUAAUGUGGGGUCUUUUCAAUGGGCUUUGUUGUUUGCUCACUGAAGGUCUCUAUUUGGGAUUUCCACUUUCCCCAGCCUCUUUUUACACUUAUAGCUAUCGAAAAGCCAUUCGGGAAAAAUAUAAUCUACCGGAAGCGCCAUGCAAUGACACUACAACACAUGUAUUCUGCCAACUUUGUGCCAUUUGUCAAGAGUACCGAGAAAUUCGGGAAAGGUCGGAAGGCUUCAGUCUAUCUGACCUCAAUCUCACUACUGUCUCUGCUCCGCCUGUUCAGAAAAUGGAAUCAGACACACAAAACUAAUAUCAAUACAAAUGUGGGUCCCGAGACCAAUGUGUACCAUCACCAGUGGUGUAUGCAUAUUGUACAUAAAACAGUUUACCGUCCAUUCCCAAACGACAGAUGGUGGAGAUCAGGUUUUGCAGGGCUAUCAGAACAUACACCUGGGAAUGUUACAUUCGAUCUCGAACACUUGUCAUCAGGAAAAGAUGGGGAUGCUUCUCUGGUAUUCCAUGAUGCCAUGAUUCAUUGUUAUAUGGUAUACAUAUUCGAAAUCAAAGGAAGAGCACACUGGUAUGACCUCCUUGCAAAUCUUUCACAAUGGUCUUGGCACUGGCCAAAACCAUUUCAAAAUAAAAUGUUUUCUGAGUUUCAGUUAGGACAUUGUGUAGCAGUUACUGAAAUGAUCCCUCAGAUUCUCUCAAAGCUUGCUUGUCUCCCUCGUGUAGACUGUUCAGUCCAGGCCGUUCAUCUGAAUGACCUGCUAAUCAUGAAACAUUUAUUGACCAGGUUGGAAUCUUUAGCUCUCGUACCGAUUCCGGCUGGUUCUAUAAACCCCAUCUUGGAUUUUUAUCAGUAGUGGUUUUGCUUUGAACAUUUUUAAGGGGAAAAUCUACAUUGCUUUCUAAA